Messenger RNA from Myiozetetes cayanensis, 3110 nucleotides. It is a transcript of the gene CABLES1, whose product is annotated as Cdk5 and Abl enzyme substrate 1. Lineage: Eukaryota; Metazoa; Chordata; Aves; Passeriformes; Tyrannidae. The transcript is spliced from 10 exons. Gene Ontology annotation, biological process: nervous system development; regulation of cell cycle. Bases 42 to 1622 code for a protein of 526 amino acids. The record is from RefSeq and is a predicted model, not a curated record. Gene Ontology annotation, cellular component: cytosol.
AGCGCCCGGCCAGCGCCGAGGGGAGGGGGAGCCGGCCGACAAUGGCGGCGGCCGCCACCGCCGCCAGCCCCGGCAGUCCCGCCGCCGGGCCCCUGCCGCCGGCGGAGCCCUGCCCCAGGAAAGCGCCGCAGCCGCCGCCGCAGCCGCCGCCGCCGGCGCGCAGCGACCCCCGGCGCAGGCAGGCCGCGCUCUCCUUCCUCACCAGCAUCUCCCUCGACGGGCGGCCCCCGCCGCCGGGCAACGACGGCCCCGCCGCCCGGCCCCGCCAGGCGCCGCUGCUUCCGCCGCCGCCGCGGCUGGGCAGCCCCCCGGCGGCGCCCGCAGAGCCCCCGGAGGAGGAAGAAGACGAGGAGGAGGAGGAGGACGCCUUCGCCGCUGUGCAGGUGCCGCCCGCCGCCUUCCUGGGAGCCGCGGCGGCAGGCAGCCGUGGCCGCCUCAACUCCUUCACGGCGGGGGUGCUGCCGGCGCCCUUCGGCCGCACCAGCCCGCAGGGCAUCGCCGGCGGCAGCGGAGAGCUGGGGCAGCCCGGCUCCGCCGCCGCCUUCGAGCUGCAGCGAUCCCGACGUCGGCUGAUCUCCCAGCGAUCUUCUCUGGAGACUCUGGAGGACAUCGAGGAAAAUGCCCCACUGAGGAGAUGUCGGACACUCUCAGGAUCACCCAGACCAAAGAACUUUAAGAAGGUUCAUUUUAUCAAGAACAUGCGGCAACACGAUACCAGAAACGGCAGAAUAGUCCUUAUCAGCAGCAGAAGAUCCUUCUGUAGCAUAUUUUCAGUGCUGCCAUAUCGAGACUGUACCCAAGUCGGGGAUAUGAAGCUGGAUGGUGGACGCCAGUGUCAUUCUACUGGAGUGUGUCUGAAAGAGAUAAUUGGUCUUGAAGGUGUGGAGCUUGGAGCAGAUGGGAAGACGGUUUCUUAUACGCAGUUCCUAUUUCCCACCAAUGCUCUGGCAACACGGAGAAACACGAUAGAUUCCACCUCAUCUUUCUCCCAGUUUCGCAAUGCAAGCCAUCGUAGCCUUUCUUUAGGAAGAGCUAACAGCACCCAGGGGAGCAUUGACGCAGGUAGCGACCUGGGAGACUUUGUUGAAUAUGACCCAAAUCUUUUAGAUGAUCCCCAAUGGCCAUGUGGCAAACAUAAGCGGGUUUUAAUAUUUCCUUCAUAUAUGACCACAGUCAUAGACUACGUGAAGCCAUCAGAUCUCAAGAAGGACAUGAAUGAGACCUUUAAGGAGAAGUUCCCUCACAUCAAGCUAACCCUCAGUAAAAUAAGAAGCUUGAAGAGAGAAAUGCGCAAGCUUGCUCAAGAAGAAUGUGGUUUUGAAGAGCCCACAGUGGCCAUGGCCUUUGUCUACUUUGAGAAGCUCGCUCUCAAGGGGAAGCUGAACAAACAGAAUAGAAAGCUUUGUGCUGGAGCUUGUGUUCUUUUAGCAGCCAAAAUUGGCAGUGACCUCAGAAAACACGAAGUCAAGCAUCUUAUAGAUAAACUGGAAGAGAAGUUCCGGCUGAACAGGCGAGAGCUGAUCGCCUUCGAGUUCCCGGUGCUGGUGGCCUUGGAGUUUGCUCUCCACCUUCCUGAGCACGAAGUGAUGCCUCACUACAGACGCUUGGUGCAGAACUCCUAGCACUGGCUGCCCUGCGGGAAGGGGCUACCGACUGUUCCAGCUUGGCUCUCCUGAGCCUCAGUUACUACUGGAAAUGCAAAAUCAGACUCCUUACACUUCACUCUCUCUCUCUCUCUCCCGAAACAGUUUUUCUGGCAACAUAUAGGAAACACUGCAUCAACGUAAGACUCUCAGCUUUGACAAAUUUAAGUAUCAUUGCUUUCUGAAAGCAAGUGAAGACUGAGCUGUUGGUAAAUGGUUCACAUGCUGAAACUGAGUGGUGACUGACCCUACCUGUAGGGACUACAGCUAUAAAAGUAGGCAAAAUUUAGAAGGGCAGCCUCCAUGACCACCCCUCUCUGCAUCACACAAACCCUGGAAAGCCCACUGAGUGCAUUCUCAUAGUGCUUUUUCUACAGACCUGCUGCAAAUUCCAAGAGGACUUCUUGAAGUGAAAAAGCUUUUAGAAGAUAUCUUCACUGUGUCAAAAAGAAUGUGCCAAUCUAUUUUUGUAUCAGCAAUUGAAAGUGCACUUUUUCCUGUGGGGUGUUUGUGUGUGUAUCUGUGUGUGUGCGCGUGUGCGACACCAAACUGAUCUCAGUCCAGGUGGUUGGCUUAGCUGUUUCCAAGUGUAUCAGUUACUGAUGGUGAAGAUCAAGGUGACCUUACGCAUUUAUUUCUUGAAAAACAUAACUACUGGAAAAGUGGUAAAUGGGAUCAUUUUUGGACACUUGGUUUUUUUAAUUCUCUGAUCUUUCCAAUAUUGUACCUUCGAAAGGAUUACACUGCUACUACUGCGAGAGAAGGAUCAGCAACUGACCUUAAGUUUUCAAUCAUGUUUGUGGUGAAGAUGGAAGCAUUAGUAUAAGAUUUCCAUGUCAUGUUUUUUAAAAAUAUCUUGUGUUAAGCCACAUGCAUAUUUUUAACCUUCGCACUUUUCCCACUGUGGAGAUGGUUAGACUUGCACUCUGUAGUGUUGUAUUUCUGUGCUCUAUGUUAGAGUGCGUAAUAAGCACAUUUAUUGUGCUCUAUCUUAAAACAGUGUUUUAUUAAAAAAAAAAAAAAAAAAAGAGUAGGGCUCAGCAGUAUAACGGGUGUCUUAAGGCUCCAACAGCAGGGGCAUCAGCUGUUAAAGUUUUGGGUUUUUAAUUAGAAUUGACUGUGCAAAACCUAAAAUCUGUGCCCAUUGAAGUUAGAGAUGCAGUUCCUUUAGACAUUUCAGUACUGGAGUUUUACAGUAAAACUUCUUGCAGCUUCCCUGGUUCUGACUGGACACUUGAGGGCUUCAUCCAAGCUCUGAUGCUACAUACACACUAAGCUAGUGCCAUGCUUAUGGACAUUGUUCAAUUGCUGUUAUCAUGUGGGAUUACACCCCUAUCCAAUCUUCUCCUGUGCUGGUUCACUUAACAAGCCUUGCCCUCAACAUGGCCCACAUGGAUCCGCUAAAAUCAAAUUAUUACAUUUGUGGUAAUUAUAUAAAAUAAUGAUCUCAACUGUGAGAUUUUAGCU